Molecule: messenger RNA, 1989 nt
Organism: Betta splendens (Siamese fighting fish)
Lineage: Eukaryota; Metazoa; Chordata; Actinopteri; Anabantiformes; Osphronemidae
Product: hepatocyte nuclear factor 3-beta-like
Exons: 2
Coding region: 713-1894 (393 amino acids)
Biological process (GO): cell differentiation; regulation of transcription by RNA polymerase II; anatomical structure morphogenesis
Molecular function (GO): transcription factor binding; DNA-binding transcription factor activity, RNA polymerase II-specific; protein domain specific binding
Source: RefSeq, a predicted model, not a curated record
GGAAAAAGCAGCAGAGAUCCACCAGCGCAUGAGCUGCACACAUGGAUGGAGGAGGAUCAGAAAAAGGAGAGAUUACACAUGAAACUGUUUAACACUUAAUAAACUAAAUGACACAAAUAAAUAUUAUAUAAAGCUGGAAGAAAAAUUAAACCAAUACUAGUGACUAACAAUAAAAAGGACCAUAUCAGUUUUAUGUUGGAUCCAUUUAUGAUUUAAGAAUUUUUAUUGAACUCUAAAACAAUAUUCUUUUCUGAACAGUGAUGAAUUACGUGGAUUACAGGAUUUUUUGGUCUCAGAACUAAAGAGAACUGUUUAAUUACGUUGCACAACUGCGACCUUUUCUGCUGUGAAGUACCUCAAACUGAGCCCACAGCGACCGUUACCAUUGUGUUCCACUACACGAGCCUCGCUCUCCGCGACGCAGAGGCCUCGGGGGCGGGUCUCGUGCAGAGGUGUAGAGCUCGAGGACACAGAUGAUUGGACGAGCACUCCACAGCAGCGCGAGCGCAGGUGCCGCGCACUCUCACUGCGAAGGGACCGUCGUCCGGUCACAGCCGCUGCUCACGAGCCUCGGCGAUCAGGACCAGGACCCACCGGUACCGGGACCGGCACCGGCACCGGCACCGGCACCAGCGGAGCACAGGCGGGGGUCGAGCGUUGCUUUCUGCUGCGCGUGCGGCGGUUUGGAUGAAUCGGUGUUGGAGGCUUAACGAUGCUGAGCGCCGUUAAAAUGGAGGGACACGAGCAUCCGGACUGGAGCGGCAGCAGCUACUACGGAGAGACCGAGUGCUACACCGCAGCGGCCAACAUGAACUCCAUGAGCAGCUACAUGAGCGCGCACUGCAUGGCCGGCGCGGGCCACGUGAACGCGCACUACAUGAACCCCGUCGGGGCGAGCCACUCCUCGGUGCCCGUGGGGAUUUCACAGAGCUCCGCCGUCGUGCACGCGGGGUCCGGGAUGAGUCCGGGCUUCGGGGCCGCGCUUCCGCCGAGCAUGAGCCCCAUCAGCCCGCCGCCGUACGGGAGCGUGCCCGUGAUGAGCCCCGUGUACGCGCAGCCCUGCAGCCUCCGAGCCAGGGAGUCCAAACCGUACCGGCGCAGCUACACGCACGCCAAGCCGCCGUACUCCUACAUCUCCCUCAUCACCAUGGCGAUCCAGCAGUCCCGCAGCAAGAUGCUGACGCUGAACGAGAUCUACCAGUGGAUCACGGACCUGUUCCCGUUCUACCGGCAGAACCAGCAGCGGUGGCAGAACUCCAUCAGACACUCGCUCUCCUUCAACGACUGCUUCAUCAAGGUUCCGCGCUCGCCGGACAAACCUGGGAAAGGCUCCUUCUGGGCGCUGCACCCGGACUCGGGGAACAUGUUCGAGAACGGCUGCUACCUGCGGCGGCAGAAGCGCUUCAAGAGCGGAAGGACGCCCGGAACCGGCGACAAGGAGGCGGAGGGAAAGGGCGGCUCGGUCGCCAGCAGCACUUCUGGUUCCGAUUCGCAAUCCUGCUCCUCCCCCCAGUCCUCAAAGGGAGCUGGGCUGGACCUCAAAGCGGACCGAGGCGAACUGCUGCCCCCCAGCCCCGCGCGCGUGCCCUCCCCGCUCGCGCACACGCAACAGCUGUUUCCCCAUCAUCCGCACCCCCCGCUGCUGCUGCACGAGGCCGCUCACCUGAAACCGGACCACUACCACCCGCACCCGUCCUUCAGCCACCCGUUCUCCAUCAACAACCUCAUGUCGGAGCCCCAGCAGCACAAACCGGAGCCGCUGGGUCCGUACGGCGGCUACAGCUGCCCGCUGGCGGCCAAGCCCGGUCCGGACCCGGCUCAGCACGGCGACGGCGGCACCGGUUACUACCACGGCAUGUACAGCAGGCCCAUCACGAACUCCACGUGUCUAUAGAUGUGCAACGUGUCCUAACAGUGAUUUGUCCAACUUUAUAUGUGCAACAGAUAAAAACCUUUUUAUGGAAACAUCAUUUUCAUGUUUUCUUUCAU